CUUUUUCUUUCUCAACAGGUGACAUGAGGGAGAGAUCAUAUUCCAAACUUUCAUAAACAUAUAUCUAUAUAUUGUUAAUACACACGUAAACGUAUAGCCAGCAUUUACACAAAAUUAACGCCCAUGAUCAUGCCACCCGACCCAUCUUCUACAUCCGAAGAAAGAGCCAUUGACAUCAGCGGAAGAACCUACCAACUUUACUGGUGUUACCAAUGCCAUCGAACUGUCAGAAUCGCAUCAGAAAACCCACCAAUCAUGUGUCCGAGGUGUUUCGGCCAGUUUGUGUACGAAGUCAAUAUAGCGAGGCCAAGACUUGUGGUGGAGUUCACGGAAUUCGAUCCUUCACCUGAGGCCCGUAUACUGGAAGCACUCUCGCUCAUGCUCGAUCCUCCUCUUCCACAAGGUAAUCAACAUGAUGGUAGGUUUACAGACGUCGGAAUCCAACCUCCAUGGGGCCGGAAUCACGGAUGGAGAAGGCGAAGGGUAAGAAGGAACUCUCCGUUUGACGAAAUGGAUGGUUGGGAUCCCGAAAGUGGAAUUCUAGCACGUCCUCGCUCACGUUCAUGGAUCAUUCUUACACCAAAUAACCUCCCACGGAUCCCAAACAGUUCUAAUGAUAACACUAAUAAUGAUCCUGAAGCAGAAAAUAUGAUCCCGAGAGGGGUUGAUCCUAGAAACUAUUUUGCUGGAUCCGAGUUAAACGGGUUGAUUGAAGAAUUGACUCAAAAUGACCGGCCAGGUCCACCUCCAGCACCGGAUUCUGCCAUAAACGGGUUACCAGAUGUUAAAAUAACCCAAACCCACAUUCUCAAUGAUUCUCAAUCUUGUGCGAUUUGCAUGGAGGAAUUCAAAGUUGGUGGAAGAGCGAAAGAGUUGCCAUGUAACCAUAUAUACCAUUCGGAUUGUAUACUACCAUGGUUAAGACUCCAUAACUCUUGUCCGGUGUGUCGGACGGAGUUGCCGGUGCCUACCAUCACCACCGACGGAACCAGUGAUUCUUCUGAUGAUGGUAGGGGUAGGCGGCAGCGUUGUUCACGAUGGAGACGAUUAGCAUCGGUAUGGCCAUUUCAAACGAGGUCUGGGCAUCCUAGUUCCCAUGGCGAUACUCGCGAAGACUCGAGGGUGCACUCUUGCAGCAUCCUUUAGCCCGUGAUGCUGUUUCUUAAUGUAAAAAUUUCGUUCUUGUGAUUGAUGUAAUGGUUGUAAGUAAAAGACAAAACUACAUAAAUUGUUUCUUUGGUGUCCCGAAUUUGCUUUGCCCCUAACUAUUUAUGUUGAUGAA
Molecule: messenger RNA, 1282 nt
Organism: Lactuca sativa (garden lettuce)
Lineage: Eukaryota; Viridiplantae; Streptophyta; Magnoliopsida; Asterales; Asteraceae
Product: RING/U-box superfamily protein
Biological process (GO): protein ubiquitination
Cellular component (GO): cytoplasm
Molecular function (GO): ubiquitin protein ligase activity
Source: RefSeq, a predicted model, not a curated record